UGGCUCAGUUUGUUUACAGCCGCACAUCGCGACAGAACAGAGUACGAUUCGCUGGUUCGCGUCGCGGCGGGUUUUUUUUUUCACCUCGUUGUGAUUGUUUGAGUUUCAUAGCCAGUUUGUGUCGAUGGCUUAGCGGUUAUAUCCCGGGACUACUAUUUGCUGAGUAGUUCUGUGCCGUAGCUCUACACACGACAACCUGCUUGCUCACACAAUCAUCGUGACUGACGCAGAACUCGGAAGCCCGCAUGUUGCUGCAGCAGUGGGCUGCCUAAUAGAAGAACUUCGCAGUCGAAGUUGCUCUCAGCUGCCGAUUAGUCUUCGACGGGCAGCGGUUCGAUCAAGAACGGUUUUCGGAGGGUUUUGCAGUGUUUAAGCUUCUGGGCGCAAUUCGAAGCGGCUUAGAGACGAGUGAAGGUGGUGCGUGAGAUCCGAAUGUCGAAGUCGAAAACUCAGUGCCAUAUGCUGAAAAGUUUUAUGACACCUCGUAAAAAAAUCAACCGCUGCAAUUUCGUGGUGACGCAUGGUUAAUGCUGCCGGUGUUCUGUCGGAGGGAUGAUCAGUCGACGCUGAUGAUGCAGCGAAACAAGGACUGGCGAAGAUCUUGUGAAACCUAAACUGCAUUUUAUGUCGGUUGGAUGGAAGCGCUAUAAAAGUAGUCGAAGGUAGUAAAGCGCAAAGAUCUGCCUAUGCGGGUACUUGCGUUGGUGGCAGGCGGGGUAGUGUUAAAAGUGAAUAGUGAAUGAAAAAAAAACAAGUUCUGCAUACCGAAGAACGGUGCAAUUUCGGUUUGACCUAGAUGUCGUGAAGUUUACGGUAAUUGAUCAGCAAAACGCAUGAAACGUCGGUUUCAGUGAACGCUUUUAGAAGAAAUUAAUACAGAAAUAAGAAGCAGUCCUCACAGUUGUCAGUGGCAAGCUGCAGUUUCGAUCGAGAAAAAAGCCAGUCGCUUCUUCCCCCCUCAACAAAACAACAACAUUGUGUGGUUGUGUGAUGAUAGAAAUGAGGUAAAGUGUGACCGGCAGUCCCAGAAAGGAGUUAUUUUAAACUACUUCAGAAGGAGCGGAGAGUGUGUUUUGCUGUGGCUGCUAAAAAUAAAGUGUUUUAUGUAAAACAAAAAUAUUGGUGCCAUCAACAACAAAGGUGGGUCUGGUAGUGACGCUUCGGAGGGAAGAAAUCAGUUAAAUGAAGAAAUGGAGUGAAAAGCGAAAAUAAACCAAGCAAUUUCGACACGUGAAUUUCCACGAAUCAAGCUGAACUGUAAAGCUAGCGCGGUUUAAAGUCAGCAAACAAAAUUGGCCACAACUGCUGGUGACAAUCAUAACUAACGAGAGCGUCCAAAGUGCUGUUUGGCCAUCACCUUGACGAACUCUGCCGCGUCGUCGUUGCAGAUCACGUUCAUGACCCCAGCCGGAAUCCAUUCUGCUUGCUUGACGAUGGUAUGAGGCGGAGAGAGAGAGAGCAUAAAAAACCAAACCAGAUCUAUGAGCCAAGAUUGGUGAGUUGAGGCGAAGACUCCUGUGUGCGAGAGCAAGUCAAGGACCGCUGCCUGCGCACCAAACUAGUUGUUGGUUUGGAGGGAGACCCAACUCCUUCCUGUCAAUAACCGGGUUAUGACGAAGCUCGCCCUGCUGCAUGUGCUGGGCACACUGCUAGGACCACUGCUGCUCUGCACGCUGCUACUAACGACGCUAGACACAUGCGUGGGACAGCGCGAAUCGCAACUGCGCUUAGGCAAGGCAAUCAACAUCUUCAUCCGCUAUGGCUAUCUGUCGAUUUCGAUGAAGGUGAUUUCGUACAACGACAGUGAGACUUGGUUGUUCAAGGAGCCGACGAAAAAUAUAUUCAAGGGUCUAGACCAGUUGAAGACCGAUGAGUACGAGGUGAAGCCGGGAGUUUUCAACGGAGACUUUCACAUGGAGUUCUGCGACAACAAGCGACAACUAUUUCAGGCAUAUUUCCGAGACUUUCAGAUCGAACGGCUGGACAACCCAUGGCGUGCGUACACCGAAGGCUGGCACACGGAGAUAGCGGCCAAAAAGCUAGGCAUCCAAAGCAAGUACCUCGAGCGGGACGAUUACUGCUACGUGCUGGUACGAGUGUCCCGGUUUCGAGAUAGUGCCAAAUUCUCCAAGCCCAUUCCACCGAACCAAAUGCUGGACAAUGACGUCCAACGAAAAGUACAAAGUGUAUCGAUCGGAGACACAACGUCGGCGGUUCAGUUCAUGAACAAGUACGGAACGCACUACAUCAAUUCGUACAUGACAGGGAACUCCCUCUACCAAGUGUUUGUGUUCAAUAAACGAAACUACGCGCACAUCAAAGAAAAGCUGAAAUCACGGGGAGUGUUGGCACUGUCUAAGGUGGAUCUGUACGAUCACUUUGCUCCGUGGUACGUUGAGCACAUGGGUAAGAUCCGAUGCGCCAGCGGGAACACUACUGUUGAAGCCUGGGCAUCCCGGAAGCUACGACUGUCAUACUACGUGUUCACCUACAGCAGCCUACUGAAGCUGCAUGGCGACGGAGCCCUGCUUCGGAUACUGAGUGAGCUACUGCAGAAUGAAGCCAUCCUGCAGCUGGAUUUGAAAUCGCUCAGUGUGAUAUUCAAAGAACCGGCCAAACGAGCCUGGUUCGAAGAGAUACUAGAUAACUAUCUGAAACUAUGGGAAGUCAAUAUGUAACCAGAGGGGACGCAGCAAGUUCCUUGAAUCCUAGCUGCAGUUAAGUGGAAACAGUCAUUCAUUUACAAUUCAGCGUGAAACAACACUGACUAGAAUAAGUCUAAUUUUUGUGUGAAAGAUCAAAGUGCGAAGGUGCAGAGUGAUUUUGACGGUUAAGUUAGUCGAAUUAAGUGCUGAAAUCACCAGUCCAACAAAGUGAAGCAUGUAGUAAAUACAAAGCAAACAUCAUAAACGGAAGCAAUAUAUGGAGUACAAACUAGAAUUAUCGCUUGAGAUCAUAAUCCUCAAGUCAAGACGCCCUUCCUUGAGCGUAAUCCGGUAGUUCGCUACACACUCAAUCUCCGACCAAAUAAACCGUAAUCUAAACCAGAAGAAGACGCUCCGUUGUGGAAUUGUGUAGUGCAAUGUUUAUCAACCGAAUGCCACUUGGUCGUGCAUCAGCGCAUGCGCGACAGCUCGUGUUGUUGCCAGUGACAAGCUGCUGCUGGCUGGCUAAAGCUAAACCAACGCAGUCAAUGGUCAGGGGGAAUGUAAAUAACAGCACGAUCAUCUGAGAAUUACAAGUGCACAAGUGCUUCCUUUUACCACCCUCUUAAAAUGCGAUUGUUCGAAAGACACGUCUCGUAAGAUGAUAUCGGGGUAAGAAGAUGGGUAAACUGCUGGACACGUGCUCUCUCGAUUAUUCCUCAAAGUCGCACAUUCACGUUAAGUGUAGACGUUUGGCUGAAUGCCAUUCUAAAGGAAGCGAUCGAACGAUUCUGAUUGACUACCGCCUUCUGUUGGUAAAUAGAAAAUCCUAAGCUUUGUCGAAACAAUAGUUUUGACAGGAAUGAGUCUUCCUUUGUGUAAAUGUUCGAAUGAUGAUGUGACACAUUUCAAAGGUCUGACACAGCGAAGCCAGCCUAAUUUGUAUUGUUUAUGACUCAGGACCCGUACUGAGAAUAUGGGAUGAAACGGAGGAUAAGAUCAGGUGAAGGUAUUAAUAUUGUAAAAAUCCAGAAAAAAACGUUCGGCGGUGAUUAUGCUGUCGAUAGGUGAAUCACAGGUUUUAAGAAGCCAACCCUAAUUUAAAAUCAACUAGUUUUGAACACGGAUUAUGGUGAGAUUGAGCAUUUUAUUUUUUCUGCCUUAUUUUUGCGUGUUCUGUAACAUAAUUACCCAAACAAUGAAGAUUUUGUCUCCGUACGAUUUUGGCAAAUUACACAAAAUAGAUCGAUAACUUGUUUGAUCUGAAGUGUCUCCAAAAAUUUCGAUUUUUUUGUGGAAAAAGUAUAAACAUUUUGAUAAGUAUCAGACAUCAGACUACAUAUGAAUUUGCUGUAAAACAGUCUCAGCUCUGGAAAAAUUGAAGUAGAUGAACCCGAUUCAGUGCAUCCAAUAUGACGCAAACCAAACAUGCUAGAUGUAGCAGAGCAUUGUCACUAAGAAAAAUCAUUUUAAAUUGAGCAUUUUAGAAAAUAACGCCAAAGACUGUUUCAAUAGUUUGAAAAUUUUGUUGAUGCUCAAGCUACUUCGUGUAAAUGGUGUUUGAAUUUAGUUUUUCUUUCACCAAAAAACUGCUCCAAAAACUAAAAUAAAUCCCACAUGCAGAACGCUAAAACAACACUACUCCGUACUUUUAGUGACAGUAAAUUAAGAACAAACAGAGAUUGUCAAACCUGAAGCGUAUGUUUGCAUGUAUUCCCAAGUAUUGGAACAUUAAUAAAAAAUUACGAUAGGGUAGAUAGGCACUGCACGGCCCAAACAAGGAGCAACUAACAUGAAACUACUUCACAGCUGUGAUAGAUUAGAUAGUAAUUAUAAGCGAAUAAGCUCCCUUGGGCGAUCAUUUGUUUCGUUAGUGAUGACGGCAUUGAGCCAGGAAUUCGCCGAUACCGAUUUCAAGACGACCCACCUUGAUUGAUUCUAAUUAGCAUAUGUCUGCACUAUGCCAGCAUAACAAAAUCAAGUGUUAUUUGUUUUCCUAUAGUCUGAUUGAAGAUGAGCAUUUAUCGGGUGAAUCAGACGGGGGGAGAAAAAAAAAACAACAAUCAAAAGAUACAGAAAAUUGGGUGUAUCUAACGUGAGUUUGCAAGCAGUUGCUCAGCGGAAUGCUCGUGUAAAAAGUGUAAGUUCGAAUAGAAGAAAAAAUAAAUACAUAACUGCAAA
This is a messenger RNA of Wyeomyia smithii (pitcher-plant mosquito), 4826 nucleotides long. It is a transcript of the gene tsl, whose product is annotated as torso-like protein. The coding region runs from base 1611 to 2678 and encodes 355 amino acids. The transcript is spliced from 4 exons. NCBI's taxonomy places the organism in Eukaryota, Metazoa, Arthropoda, Insecta, Diptera, Culicidae. The record is from RefSeq and is a predicted model, not a curated record.